UGUACACUUUUUUAAAUGAGGCCUAUUUUUAUUUUUUAAAGGUUAAAAAAUACGGGAUGAUUACGGUUAAAUAUUUAACCGGGAGGACAGCGGGAUAGAAGGAAAGAUACGGGAUAAUCCCGGGAAAAACGGGAGGGUUGACAGGUAUGUCUCUGCCACGUCAUAGAACACAGAUGGGCGCGUGCCAGGCGGAAACAGCAACCCAACCUCCAUCAAAACUGCCCUGUUGUCACUUAGUUACCUCAGUCUGAGUUUCCAACUGGACCAUCUCUUCAGGUGUUUCUUCUUCCACAGCAGAGAUUGUGAAAUGCUGCUAAACGAGACUCCACUUUUUGAGCCCUCGCUGCUUCAGGAGCUGGACUGGAGUAGCAACACUGUCCCCUUCUCUCCCCCCAUUUCUCCGUCCAGCCCAGGGGAAGGCCUGGUGCUCAGACCGCUCUGUACGGCAGACUUCAACAGGGGAUUCUUCAAGGUUUUAUCUCAACUCACCACGACGGGCGACGUCACACCAGAGCAGUUCACGAAAAAGUUUGAACAUAUGAAGAAGACGGGAGACUACUACGUUGUUGUGGUGGAGGACACACAUCUGGGACAGAUCGUUGCCACGGCCACAUUGAUCACAGAAAAUAAAUUCAUCCACUCGUGUGCAAAGCGGGGCCGAGUGGAGGAGGUAGUAGUCAGUGACGUGUGCAGAGGGAAGCAGCUGGGCAAACUGUUAGUUUCAGCUCUUACUCUUCUCAGCAAAAAACUGAACUGCUACAAAAUCACGCUGGAAUGCUCGGCCAACAAUGUGACAUUCUACCAAAAGUUUGGAUACACAGCCUCCCAAGAAACUUACAUGCAGUGUCGAUUUUCCAACUGAUGACUUCGGCUUUAAACCUCCGUUUUUGGGGCGUGCACCACACCUUUUUAUACACCCGCUGACAUCAAAAGUUGACAAAUCGUCUUAGGAAUUGGGAGAGCUGCUCAAGGAUGAGCAUGUGGUUGUGAGUCGUUCUGGAACGCUCAUCCUGAAUUGAACACACUUGAGUAAACGCAAAAGUAUGUUGGAAACCCUCCGCCCCUUUGGUAACCAGCAGGGCGGAGCUCUGUCAUCAUCUUCCCACGUCAUCCGAAGAAAGGAGUGUCAUUUCCUGUAAAUGUAAUGUAUUCUCAUUGUGUUACAUUAACAACAAGUAACUUUCUGUGUACUAACAGAGAACAUAUUUAUAUUUGUGACUACCAUGUAAUUGUCAGUAAAUGCAGGAAAUCAAGAUGGUACAAAUGAAGUUAUAUUUCCGAAGCAAUUAAAUAAUAAUUUAAUACAGCUUCUCAAAUUUACUCGUAUGCUGGAAGGAAUUACCUCAGAUCAUGAUUAGUCUCACCAAUCUGUCACCAAAGAAAAGCAGAUUUCUUUCUCUCUAAUGUGCUUAUUAAUAUUACUUUGGGUUUUACAGGAGUUUCCUUUUUCUAAUAUGUUGUCUUUGGUACAAAGUGCUCUGUGUCUUCGACAGCGGUGUUGCUGGAUAACUAAUGAAAGUUCGGAUGCUACAAGCAUUACUCUCAAAUCAAGACUUAUGUAUAAUAUUUCUAGAGAACAAAAAGGUUUACAUUUUGUGUAUCUGAGGAAUCACGGUUCUUAAAGUUUUGUAUUUGGCCGAUAUUUGAAUUUUGAUCACAGCUGUGAUGAGGACUGAAACAUUUUGUGAUGGGAAAGGGAUACAAUUAUUUAAGUUAUAUAAUCAUGCUGCAUUUCUGGAGAACAUUGCAACAUAUUUAAUGUAAUUUAUUAAAAGAAAUAUGUAAUUGUUACAUAAAAUAUUCCACAAUCUAC
This is a messenger RNA of Cottoperca gobio, 1813 nucleotides long. RefSeq names its product glucosamine-phosphate N-acetyltransferase 1 (gene gnpnat1). The record is from RefSeq and is a predicted model, not a curated record. The transcript is spliced from 6 exons. Gene Ontology annotation, molecular function: glucosamine 6-phosphate N-acetyltransferase activity. Bases 308 to 862 code for a protein of 184 amino acids. NCBI's taxonomy places the organism in Eukaryota, Metazoa, Chordata, Actinopteri, Perciformes, Bovichtidae.